This is a messenger RNA of Sesamum indicum (sesame), 525 nucleotides long. RefSeq lists its product as uncharacterized. Gene Ontology annotation, biological process: mitochondrial respiratory chain complex I assembly. Lineage: Eukaryota; Viridiplantae; Streptophyta; Magnoliopsida; Lamiales; Pedaliaceae. The record is from RefSeq and is a predicted model, not a curated record. Gene Ontology annotation, cellular component: mitochondrion.
AUGGUGAAGAUGGUGUGGCUUAGCAUUUAUAUGCAGUGGAGGAUGGCUGGGAAUUUGUUCUGGGCUGUUGUACUUUGGCAUUGGGCAAUAAGAGGCAGGGAUGCAGAAACAAUGUUGAAGCUUGGAAGCACUCCAGAUAAGCGUGAACAGUAUCGACUCGUGAGAGAUGCAAUGGAGAGAAGGUCAAUCAGAGUCACUCGUGGUUCAAUAGUUGGUGGAAUACGCCUUGGGAUGUUUACUGCUGCUUUUUAUGGUUUUCAAAACCUGCUUGUUGAACAACAAGGUGUACAUGAUAUUUAUAAUGUAGUUGGAGCUGGUUCUGCUACUCCUGCUACAUUUCAUUUAAUAUUGGCGCUUAAGAAAUUCGAUGUUGGGUUCAGUUCCGGGUGCAGCAAUCUGCUUCCCCAUUGGUUGGCUUCAUCUGAAGGGAAAUUGUGUACGACUUGUGAAGUUAGUAAUACUGUGGAAGAAAAGAGCGGGAUUGGCGCCUGGGUUGAGCGACGUGAAGGGAACUUAAACAAAUAG